This is a messenger RNA of Marmota flaviventris (yellow-bellied marmot), 1927 nucleotides long. It is a transcript of the gene Plpbp, whose product is annotated as pyridoxal phosphate binding protein. Gene Ontology annotation, molecular function: pyridoxal phosphate binding. Lineage: Eukaryota; Metazoa; Chordata; Mammalia; Rodentia; Sciuridae. The record is from RefSeq and is a predicted model, not a curated record. Gene Ontology annotation, cellular component: intracellular anatomical structure.
GAAGGUGGUCCCAGCCCCUGGGUUCCGAGGGUCCGGGGCUCUGCGUCUGUCCCCGGGGAAUGUGGAGAGCUGGCAGCAUGUCCGCAGAGCUGGGAGUCGGGUUCGCAUUGCGGGCAGUGAACGAGCGCGUGCAGCAGGCUGUGGCGAGGCGGCCGAGGGAUCUCCCAGCCAUCCAGCCCCGGCUAGUAGCAGUCAGCAAAACCAAACCAGCAGAUAUGGUGAUUGAGGCCUAUGGUCACGGCCAGCGCACUUUUGGAGAGAACUAUGUUCAGGAACUUCUAGAAAAAGCAUCAAAUCCUAAAAUUCUGUCUUCAUGUCCUGAGAUCAAAUGGCAUUUCAUUGGCCACCUACAGAAACAAAACGUCAACAAAUUGAUGGCUGUUCCCAACCUCUUCAUGCUGGAAACAGUGGAUUCUAUGAAGUUAGCAGACAAAGUGAACAGUUCCUGGCAGAAGAAAGGUUCUGCUGAAAGGCUGAAGGUUAUGGUCCAGAUUAACACCAGUGGAGAGGAGAGUAAACAUGGCCUUCCACCUUCAGAGACAAUACCCAUGGUGGAACACAUAAAUACCAAGUGUCCCAGCCUGGAAUUCGUGGGACUGAUGACCAUAGGAAGCUUUGGGCAUGAUCUUAGCCAAGGACCAAACCCCGACUUCCAGGUGUUACUGUCCCUGCGGGAGGAGCUGUGUAGAAAGCUGAGCAUCCCCACUGACCAAGUUGAGCUGAGCAUGGGCAUGUCCAUGGACUUCCAGCAUGCAAUUGAAGUAGGCUCUACAAACGUCCGGAUAGGAAGCACCAUUUUUGGAGCACGGGAUUUCUCAAAGAAACCUGCCCUGGAUAAGAGUACAACAGACCUGAAGGCCCCAGUGGGGGUGGCACAGGAACACUGAGCUGAGGACAACCAAGAAGACUAACUAUGCACAAACCCUGAUUCUCAUUUUUAUAUUGCCCAUGUUACAGCCCAAUCAUGCUCUCUUGUGACCUUGAUAGAGCACUGAUGAUCACAUGUGUUGAUGGAAACCAUCUCACAUAGAAAGCUUGCUUCAGGCAGUGGCUUUGGAUUGAAUUUGAGAAAUCCAGUCUCUUCUACAGAGCAAACAUCAAAUCAGUAGCCAGGAAGUGAGUUUAAUGUUGAAUUCUGCGGACAAGCACCAACCAAUCUGUGAAUCUCUUUUUCAAGUUAAAAUUUGAGUCAGUGAGCCAAAGGUAGUGGCAUACACCCAUAAUCCCAGGGGGAGGCUGAAAGAGGAGUAACGUAAGUUGGAGGCCAGACUGUGUAACUUAGGCCCUUAGCAAGUCUCAAAAUAAAAAGGGCUGGAUGAGCUUAGUGGAAAAGCACUUGCCUCGCAUGUGUGAGAAUCUGGAUUCAAUCCCCAGUACUGGGGAAAAAAAAAAAAAAAGGAGUCAUGAAUUUCUAUAAUUAUGGAAGUCAGAGGGAUUUCCCACCCUCCUCCCACUUUAAUAGGAAAUUCCUAUGAUUACAGACUUCUUACAAGUUCCUACUUAAUGGUCACCUUUGCUGCUCAGUAGAUAGGGAAGGUAUUCUCUGCUCAGGAAUGGCAAUAUAAGUAACAUAAACAGUGGUUUAAAUUAAGGCUCCAAACACAAAUUUUUGCUAGGGAGAGUUUGUGUGAUUGACCACUGUGAUACUGACCCUGAAAUUACAGGGGUUAAUUGAUUGUAAAUAGGACCUGGGUCUUUCUGAGGUCCUCGUGAACAGACCGGAUUUUGAGCUUUUACCUCUAGGACCUACAGUGAUGGAAUUUAAUACAAUUUCUCCUCCACCAUAAUCCUCUUUCAGGUGAUUUUCUAGCCAAAAAAAUUGAAUUUCACCACUCCUCAAAAAUGAAAGUUCUAUCCAGGCAUGGUGGUGCACACCUAUAUUCCCAGCCAUUUGGGAGGCUGAGGCAGGAGGAACCCAAGUUUGAGG